Symbiodinium natans is the source of this 4095-nucleotide messenger RNA. NCBI's taxonomy places the organism in Eukaryota, Dinophyceae, Suessiales, Symbiodiniaceae. The record is from the annotation of a GenBank genome assembly.
AUGGCUUCCUUGACUUUGGCCUUGCAUGGGGAGAACGUUGACCGCGCGUUCUGGGGAAUAGGAUCUGGAGGGGUCGGGCAGAGUCUACAGACUGCUCACUUGGAAGCCUUACUGGGCAACUACCACGCCUGUCUCGACAUGAAUAUCUACUACGUCGACGAGGAAAUGCGAAAGCAAGCCGCUCGUCUCGUCGGCAAGAUUGUCGUCACCGGGCAGGAGACUGUGCAAGGAUCUCGCAAGUCCAUGCGGGAAGACAUCUACAAAAAGCACAUCUCCGCGGACAAGGUGCCCGAACGACUUCCGUACGCCAUCGACACAGCCCUCGUGGAGCUGCGUGGAUGGAAGCGUUUCGAGAUGAACGCUUAUCCCAGGUUUGUCGGCGUGACGGAAGAGAACCUGCCGUCCAUUUUCCGCAGGACGGCCGUGUGCCGUUACAAGGCCACCUUCGUUGAGCCAAGCAAAAUUCUUGCUCGAGAAGAGGCAGCGGCAGAGAGGGGCAUUUUUGCAAGGGACCCAACUCUCAAGGACGCCUUGCGAGAUAAUCCAGCUUGCGUGGUGACGCUCCGUUCUGUCUGCAACUAUGCGCGACAGAACUCUGCGGCUGCGUGCCGUGAGACGCUGGAAAAUUAUGCCGUGCAUGGUGGUGAUGGAGGCCUGACGCGGCUUGCUGUGCGCACGAGCUGUGGUCUAGCCGUGGAGGAAAAAGAUGCGGCAGAUCACGUGGAGGAUGUUUUGGCCGCUCCAGAGCCACCGGUACCCGUGGACGAGGUGCAACGUGCGAAGGAGGCGCGUUUACGCGAGCACAAUCAAUACGUGAAGGACAUCAAGGAGUGGCUGGUGCAGGAACACAAGGACUUCUUCACUGCGGCCCAAGUGCGAUCUGCCAAAGCAAGCGCUUCUUUCAGUUUCAGUCGGAAGGAUGCAGACACCGUCCUCGAAAAACUCGCUGAGGAUGGGCAUCUCCUCUCCGAGUCCACUGUCUUGCCGAAGGCUGGACUUACCACCAUUUAUCUGCCUCGUAUUCCGGCGAAGAAAGCCCUGGGGGACGUUGAUCUUAAGCUGACGGAAAACGGAAGCGACGGGAAGCUUGGUGAGGACUUGGCGCGCAGAGCGGAACAGGAAGGCGAGCUAUUCGAGGAAAUCAAGAGCUUGGCGGAAUCAGGAGAAGUAGAUGCAGACGGGUUGGUGACUGUGCAAAGGCAGUACUUCUAUCCUAGACAGGUGAGAUCGCGUAGGAUCGCGAAACAAAGAGGAGCCCAGACAUGCUCGCGCCUUGCACGCGCCAUCUGCUGUCCCCACGGCAGGGACGUCGACGUGCGUGCAAGCAUGUUCACCGUGGUUGUGCAACUUGUGGAAGCACUCAGUGUGCCGGAUAUGGAUAUUUCUGCAUGGCGUGCCGUGGCUGCUGACCGCCAGAAAGUCUGCGUGGAAAGAUUGAGCUGCUCCGAAGCAGAGGGCAAGCAACUCUUGCUGGAGAUUGCGAAUGGAGCAGCUGUGAGUCAGGCGUCGCGGCUGCAAGGGGGUGCCGCGACUUUCCUCCAGCAACUUUCAGAUGAAAGUCGGGAACUGCGAUGGCUGGCAUGCUCUCAGCUGCCAGCCUUGUACAAGGAGCAAAGGAACCAAAAGUCCAACUGGCCAGAAUCCACAGUCUUCGCGUACUGGUGGACAGCAGCGGAGGACUACGUUCUUCAGCACAUACUCCACGGUGUGCAAAGACAUUAUUUGCCAGGCCACAUCUCCUGCCACUUCGACGGUGUUCUCCUAUCACAAUCCCUCAUGCGAGCAGUUGAGGAGAAGGUCGAAGAAGACAUCCUCAAGUACCUCCAGGAACAGGUGUCGCGCGGCACUCCCUUUCAGAUCAAGCUGAAAGACAAGACGGUUUCGUCUUUUCAGGAUGCUUUGAAAAAAGCGUUCCAGAACAUCUCCGACAUCGCUUGCUUCGGAGAAUUCACAGAUCUCUUGAAAGCAAUUCCCAACUCCAUCCCCGCGGCCUUGGUGUUUGUGGGCUUUGAUCUGCGCCGUGUGGUCUCCGUCUUGCAAGCGGAGUCGCCAGCUAACACGGCUGCGGACAGACGCAAGGUUCGGCAGUAUUCGGAUUGGCAUGGCGUCGACACCAAGUACUUGCUUCCUGCUGGCAAACUGGGAGAGCUCCGGCAGAAAAAUUGCAUUCUGCACAUAGAGCUCCCAGAUGAAUCCCAUUGUAUGGGCAUCCAGGUGUUUGCGGACAAUGCCAUUACAGUUUGCUGCCAAGGCAAAAGCUUUCAGACAACGUGGCGUGCCCUUAUACAGGUGACCGAAGCUUUCGUGGGGAGCACAGAGACUAUGCUUUUCGAGGUAGUCGACAAAGAUCCGGAGCUAGACGAUGCGGAUGUGGGCCUACUAGAUCUCCUUGCAGGGUCGUCCUCGACUCCGUCUGCGCCGCUAAGCAGAGCCAGUCGGAAGCGGCCAUCGGCAAGCGUGAGUGCAGAGCCAGCAGAGGCUCCCCAGAACGAGGGAGAGGUAGCUGUCGGCGACGAACUGAAGACGCUGAUGCGGCAGGAAGUGGAAGAAGCCCUGGGGCUUGUGGAGUCCCAAGGGAACAGCACUUUCACUGUCGCCGUUUGCCCUUGCUGUCCGUGGAGACGCUUCAACAAAAGAGCUCAUUUGCGGCAGCAUCUGGUUUCGCAGCACACUGCGGCCAAGCGCUAUUGUCCAUCUGGUACAAAACAGCUUCGCAUUGCUGCUGCCCUUUACGACCAUGAUGCGGUCGCAGGCACGACUAUCCAGACAGGCUUUCUUUCCCGCUCUGCAGCAAUCAUGCGAGCUGAUGUGAAACCUCCUGUGCCUACGACCAUUGUCUCCAUCGACAAGACAGUCAGGUACGUCUUCGAUGCCGACGGUCCUAUAAUCAUGGCUCUGCAUUCCGUGAAGAAGAGAAACGACUUGCGACGUGUUGGAAAUCUCUACUACACCUAUGCCUUUGCGUGCGCUUUCCUACAGGCCGCAGCUACAGGGAAUGCCUCUCUGCAGCGAAUUUACUCUGUAAUGGUGGGCGCCUGCACGCGACAUCGAGGUCAGCUUUCGUCCUUGCUGCCUCGCGCCACAAACGGAUUUUGGACAAAUGUUCUGGAAGAUCUCAUGCAGGCGCCGCCUGUUCAACAGUUCCGCGACGGUCUCCUGGAUGAGUGCAGAGAGCAUAACGAGUUUCGGUACCUGAGCGUCGACGCAACUUUCAAGAUUAACUUGAAGGUCAUCGGUCAGGCGGACUUCCACUCGUCCCAGUCUUCCCGGGACAAUGCUCCUAUUCCGGAAGCCGAGGCAGGGUACCGGACACUGACCUGUCGCGGCCGGACAGGCGCUGCUGUGCUCAUCCGGGUCGUGCGCUCAGAGAAAGCCGUGGUGUUGGCGGAGACUCUAGCAAAAACACUUCCCCUACAGCAGCGGUCGCAAGUACUCCAUGUAGCUUCCGAUUCUCCGUCUGCGGAAAUGUUCCGCGUUCUGCAAGGAGUUCUGCCGCGCCUUGCCAGCAUUGCCCUGGAUGCCAUGCAUAUCGUCAUGGUAUAUCAACAAAACAUGAACAAUAAGAAGACACAGGGCUCCCGCUGGCUCGCUGUCCUCAUGGACAAGUUUCGGAAAAGAGACCCAGUGCGCUCAGCGGCUUCUUGGGGAAGACUCUACACAGGGGACUCGCUGCCGCCAUCGCGUGCCGACGUCAGAUCCAUGCGGGAGCGCUUAGAGAAUCCGGACAUGUCUGCCCAGGAGGCGUACGACCAUCUCAAAGGCGUGGACCCAGAUCAGCCGUGGCUGACUGAGGUGGAUUUCCUCCAAGCACUGCUUGCUCUUCUUUCAAUCUUCUACGACGAGGUGCAGAAGGUUACAUUUUCCGGAGUCACACUGCAUCGUCUCAUCAUCAAUGUUGCGUCGCCGGCAAAAGUCCAGUGGCUCUUGAAUGACACACGAUAUCGCCACUCAGUCGACCGGGAGUCCUUGGUUCUGUUGCCAAGUGGCACCACUUCCAACGAGAGCCUCCAUCAUGAACUGAAUCACUGGUUCCGCGAAACCGAGACUUGGCUGCAGUGGCCACGUGCAACUUGGUCAAUCGGUGUCUGCGUGUGA